AACGCAGUCACGUAGACAUGCUGUUUUCAUGUUGAAACGCUCCCUCAUCUCGGCGCUAUUCCCCUAAAAUUAAAUUCUAAUGUUUUCCUUAAUAUUACGCGCGUAUUGGAAGGGAACACAAGAUAGGCCUGUUACAGAAACGCAUGCUCAAGGCAAAUAACUGCGUGAAUGGUUUUGUUACCAUCGAUGAAGGCCUAUUUCAAUAGGAAGUGAAUGUCGAUGCCUAUCCUGAGCAGAAUCACACGUUCAUCGGAGCGGUCGGAGCUCGAAGACCUUGAAGACGAAUGAUACGAUAGGAAACGGCUAGACUUAUACGAGCUGCAAGCAGUUCGUGCGGUCAUCGACUGAGCGAAAUGAGAUGCUAGCAAAUAAUAUUAGUCUGGUAACACCAUGGCAACUGUUUUACUUAUCAGUUCACUUGUUGACAAUGCAGAAAUUAAAUGAUUUUGCUGUCUGUAGUUAAUGUCACCGUCAUUAAAAACCUGAAGCAUGUUGGAGUGAUGACAUUAGCAGAUUUGAAUGACUUAACUCAGUGACAAUGGCAUUACGUGAUCUUAUGGAAGGGGAGUGUGGGCGACCUAAUGCAUUAUCUCGCCUCACUUCCCAUUUUGUACACGACCAUACACAUCGUGAUGAUGGAUUACGCCGUGGUGUACCGCAUACUGAGGGACUAGCUGGAGGAGAUUCUGAUCAGUGGGCUCAGCAAUUUAUUGGUGAGAAUUCACCACAGACAUUUCGAAUGGAUUCACUAUUGCAAGAAAUGCGAGAAAUUGAAUCGUCUGGCAGUCUUCAUGCCCCUGUUCAAGCUCCUGGAGUGGCUGCAUUAGCUGCAUCAGAUCCAACAAGCUUAGCCGCUGAAGAUAUGGCUUGGGCAGAACAAUAUCUAGAGUCAGGAAAGCAGUUUGAUGAGGAGCCUUGUGAAGCAGAAGUUUGGAACAUGCCAAAUCUUGAGGUUGGAGAAUCUGCAAAUAAUUCAGAAGUUUUUGAAUUGGGUUUUGGGCCACAGUGGGCAGAAGAAUACUUGCAGUCUAGUCAGCGCAACAUUGAUGUUGAUGAAAAUUGGUCAGAAACUUUUGAUGACCUCAAUCAAGGGAGUGAGUUGCAAGAGACUGCAAAUCAUCUUUUAAAUACCGUACAAGAUCCUAAUAUAAAUGCAUCAAAGUUUAUGAAGUUUAUGAAACAAAUAGGAGAAGGCAAGAUAACUAUUGAAGAUGGAGAAGUAAUAGGAGUUCCCGAUGGGGAAGAAACUGAAGACAUAAUUCUUAGUGAAACCGAGAAUGAUCUUGUAAGUACUGCAGGUGUAAAAGUGACGGAAAUGAAAGACAUCGAUUCAUCCAUCUCCUCUGAUGAAGGACUGAUUUCAGAAAAACAAUCGAGUGAUGAUACAGCAGAGUACUCUAAAAAGUUAUGGAGUAAAUUGCAGAAUGAGUGGGAAAAAAUUUUUAAAAGUGGCGAGGAGACAACUCAACCAUGGGUGACAGAAUUUUCCGAUUAUUAUGACCCGUUCAAGGACUAUCCAUUUGAGGAAAAUAAUCCAAUGAAGGAACAUUCAAAUGCCCUUGAAGAAGGAAAGAAAAGACUAGAAGAAGGUGACUUAGCAAGUGCAGUUCUUUGUUUUGAAGCAGCUGUUACUAAUGACUUUGAAAAUAGUGAAGCAUGGGAGCUGCUUGGAAUAUCCCAGGCAGAAAAUGAACAGGAUCCUGCUGCAAUAUCAGCUUUAAAGAAUUGUUUGAAACUUAAUCCAGGCAAUUUACGAGCACUCAUGGCUCUUGCAGUGAGUUAUACCAAUGAAAGUUAUCAAAAUCAAGCCUGUCUUGUUUUAAAGGAAUGGUUAAGACAAAAUAAGGAUUAUUGUCACUUGGUGCCUGAUGAAUCAUCUACUUCUAAAAGCGGAGUAGCAUCAUCGUUUUUAACAUUUGACACUCACAAAGAAGUACAAGAUUUAUAUAUAGCAGCAGCUCGUCUACACCCGCGAGGUAAUAUUGAUGCCGAUGUACAGUGUGGUCUGGGCGUACUGUUCAAUUUGAGUAACGAAUAUGAUAAAGCUGUAGACUGUUUCAAAACUGCUUUGCAAGUUAAACCAAAUGAUCCAAGAAUGUGGAACAGACUUGGUGCUACACUAGCAAAUGGUGAUAGAUCCGUAGAAGCCGUGGAAGCUUAUGAUCAUGCUCUUCAGUUAGCUCCUGGUUAUAUUCGUGCCAGAUACAAUUUGGGUAUCACAUGUUUAAAUCUUGGAGCACACAAAGAAGCUGCUGAACAUCUUUUGACCGCUCUGAAUCAACAAGCUCAAGCGAGAGGGGUUGAAGAAGCUCCAAAAUCCUGGAGUGCAAUGUCUGAUGGAAUCUGGUCAACUCUUCGAUUAGUUGUAUCUUUGCUAGAUCGAAGAGAUCUACAUGACGCUGUUGAUUCUAGGAAUUUGGUGGAAUUAAACAGGGCAAUUUUAGAAGCAAAUUGAACGCAAGAUGACUGUUUCCUAGAUAUAAUUGUUAUUAUUUUGUUUCCAACCAUAUUGUUGAUAAUGAUAAUUUUUAUAUAAUAUUGGAUAGCAUAAUAAUACAAUGUAUUCACUGUAAGGUGUCUCAUAUUGCAUGAUAUGGAAUACUUUAUUCAUAAUUUACAGUUUUAAUAAGUAAUGAACUGUCUAUAAAUAAACUAUAUUUCAAUAUGAUUUUGCAACAUGAGAAGGUUCUUUUCAGGUGAUAAAUUUUACAAAGUGUUGAAGAGUAAAUCCUGGUGUAUAUACAAUACUUUAUAUUGUAUACUGCAGUAAGAAGAUCACACUUAUUCCUUUCUUAACGUAACUUAACUUUAUUUGCAUGAUUUCAUUGUAUUUUUGACUAAAUUUGAAAAGUGAUUUAAUUUCUUUAUCUGUUGUGAACUAUAUAAAUUUAUAUAUAUAUGUAUAUUUCUUUGACUGUCAAUGAACUUGAUCAUACUUUUGUAAAAAUAUAUUACAUUGAUAUUUUCCAAAUUGUGAAAGGUGGAUUGUAAAUGAAGUGCAAAAAUGGUAACACCAUCUCUAAAUAUUUAAUAUAUUUGAAGACUUUUUUUUUUUCCUAUCCUAUGGUUGCCUAGUAUUCUCCUCAAUUUAUAAAAAGACCUGGUACUAUUGUGUGAAAUUCACGACUACAACACGGAUUUGUAUGCA
Gryllus bimaculatus (two-spotted cricket) is the source of this 3148-nucleotide messenger RNA. Lineage: Eukaryota; Metazoa; Arthropoda; Insecta; Orthoptera; Gryllidae. The record is from the annotation of a GenBank genome assembly.